AUGGUCAACAUAGUGAAGUAUCCUCCAAGCAGGAGUGAAAGGCAUGGACUGCUUCAAUACUGGAGGCGUCAUCCAUUGAAGCUGGCCAUUGCGAACACCUUUUGGGAGUACACGGAGCGCACCAAGGUGAGCGGCAUGUGGCUGCUGCGACGCAAUCGAACCCACGGACUGUCCAGAUUGAUUUGGGCAUCGGUGCUGGUUCAGCUGCUGUGUCUGAGCAUCUAUUUGACUCUGCUGCUCUGGCUGAAGUUCUACUCCUAUCCCAUUCUCAACACCAUUUCGAAUGAGCUGUCUAUUACGGAUGUGGCCUUUCCCGGGGUUACCAUAUGUAGUCCCAAAACGGUGAACAAGGAGCGCGUUCAACGCUACGUCCGAACACUCCAGAUACCUAAGGAGUACGACAUAGCCGAUGUGGCAGCUGGCUUUGAGUUUCUGAAUGCUUUCACGGAUCAGAGUUUUGUGCCCACCUCGCAGGAUAGCUACAAGACAACAGAUGCUGUGCUGCGAUUCAACAACGUGUCCAUAUGGGAAGCUGCGAUGGCUGUUAGUCCGGGCUGUGCGGAUUUUGUCAAGCGCUGCUUUUGGGGCUACUCGGAGUUUCCGUGCAAUCAGAGCCAUGAAUACUUAUCAUUUAUACCGACGACGGCAUUCCUUGGUCCGUGCUGCUCCUUCAACUAUAAUCCGCGCAAUUCCAGCUUUCUGCCCUUCUCGGCAAACAUCUUUGGCAUGGAUGGGGGCCUCACCUUUAUCGGCGCUGAAGGCUCUGAGCGAAAUCUAAGCACCGGCCUCAUUGUACUGGUCCAUCAUCCGAUGGAUUAUGUAACGGAAAAAGCUGCGUCGGUCACCAUAACUGCAAGAUCCGAGAGCUUUGUCGAGGUCUCGCCCACCGUGCAAACCUCCUCGACAGAGGUGCUCGAGCUGUCUGAACGCAAACGAGAUUGCCUCACCUCGGAUGACGUGCAGCUACGCAACUAUCGCCAGGCAGCCUGCCUACUUGCCUGCCAGACGGAGGCAAUCGGCAAGCGCUGUGGCUGCCAUCCUUACCUUCUACCCACAGUGAGCAAUAAGUUCAAGGAAUGCAGUCUCAACGAUACCUUCUGCUACGCAUAUAACUAUGACAAUUUCAAGAGUGUUCGCUGCGAUCAAUGCCUGCCCAAUUGCUACGACGUCACUUACUCAACGCUGUCCUAUAAAACGGAUCUCAAUGUACAUCAGUUCUCAGUGAGUAACUUUUACAAUCAGGAGAUGUUUAACAAUGAUAGCUUCAUGCUGCGGGUCUACUUGGCCAAGCAGGUCGUUCCAGUGAUCCGAAAGGUGACUGUCAUGUCCUGGAUUGGACUGUUGUCUGAUUUAGGAGGCAUUUUCAAUUUGUGCUUGGGCCUAAGCAUGAUUUCCAUUGUAGAAUUCUUCUACUACUGCACGUAUCGCCUGUAUAUCAAUUAUCAGCAGCAAAAGCAACUUCUUAUAAAACAAGCUUGGAAUUAGACUCAAUUAAAAAUA
This is a messenger RNA of Drosophila hydei, 1500 nucleotides long. RefSeq names its product sodium channel protein Nach (gene ppk6). Gene Ontology annotation, cellular component: membrane. The transcript has 6 exons. Gene Ontology annotation, biological process: sodium ion transmembrane transport. The record is from RefSeq and is a predicted model, not a curated record. Bases 1 to 1485 code for a protein of 494 amino acids. Lineage: Eukaryota; Metazoa; Arthropoda; Insecta; Diptera; Drosophilidae. Gene Ontology annotation, molecular function: ligand-gated sodium channel activity.